AUGAAUUUUACCAUUGUAUUGUCUAUGCUGCUUUUCUGCAGCCUGAUUUUGGCCCAGUAUGAUGUUAAUGUUCCUGAAAAAGAAAGAACUAGUGAAACACAGUCAUGCUUUUCAGACUUGUGUGAUUUCCUGAAAGAGUUUGUAUCCACAGGUAUCUUCGCUGCACCUGUUCCAGGCAUUUACUACUUCACCUUCUUUUAUAAUGCUGGAGGAUCACAGGAAGUUUUUCUAAUCCUCAUGAAGAACAACCAGGAUGUUGUGUCGACCGCUGAUCGGAAAACAUCACAUGAUGAUGCUGAUAAUGGUGGCAAUGCAGUGUUCUUACAGCUGCAGCAAGGGGACCAGGUGUAUAUGCGCUUAGGUGCAAAUACACAUGUUUGGGGAGACAAUUUCAUUACCACCUUCAGUGGUUUUCUGGUCAGUCAGGUUUGAACAGUGAAUAAAGAUAUGAUUUAUUUGUCAUUACAGUUUUA
Molecule: messenger RNA, 473 nt
Organism: Morone saxatilis (striped sea-bass)
Lineage: Eukaryota; Metazoa; Chordata; Actinopteri; Moronidae
Product: complement C1q tumor necrosis factor-related protein 3-like
Exons: 2
Coding region: 1-432 (143 amino acids)
Molecular function (GO): protein binding
Source: RefSeq, a predicted model, not a curated record